Polychytrium aggregatum is the source of this 1254-nucleotide messenger RNA. Its product is annotated as Rhodanese-like domain-containing protein. Lineage: Eukaryota; Fungi; Chytridiomycota; Chytridiomycetes; Polychytriales. The coding region runs from base 266 to 1069 and encodes 267 amino acids. Gene Ontology annotation, molecular function: thiosulfate-cyanide sulfurtransferase activity. The transcript has 4 exons. Gene Ontology annotation, cellular component: mitochondrion. The record is from RefSeq and is a predicted model, not a curated record.
CACCUGGAGUCAGGGAGCAGGACGCAGGGCAAAGGGCGAUAUUGCUGGAGGGCCCAGUGAACGGAUGGUGUGUUGGGGCUCGGAUGCCGAUAACAGCACUCAGCCAGAUCAGUUGACAGUAUUAAGCCAGAACACCAUUCAAUUCGCACAUACCAACCGCUGGAGUUCCCUGAUAUCACUGCUCUUGAAAGAGCGCUGAGCAUCCUGGUUCCCUGUUGCGGCUGCUCCGGACGGCGAUGGAUCCGCCCCGUUGACGUCGCUAUCGAUGCGGCCGGGGAUCAGACCGGGUGGCUUGCCCUGGCGAUUGUUGCGCUGUUGCUCCUGUUCGGGGCUUGUCGGCACCGCGCACUCGGCAUCAUCGGCAUCAUCCGGGCGUCAACAGCGAUCGCAACGCACAAGCCCAGUUCCGCCGAGCCAUCAACACUGGAGGGCUCACGGCGCUGUCGCAGAUAUCGUUCAAACAACCGCUGUCCAUCGACCCUGCUUUUGCCUCCCGCUUCCAUUCAAAAUGAUCAGAUCCUCCAGAGCAAUGGCCGUGCGCCACGGCCGUCUGGCCCUUGCAUCGGCUUCGUCCAUCGCCCAGCCCCGGCUGCUGCCAUCCCAGCUCCGUAACUGCUGCGGUUGCUACGGGCAGCAGCUUGCUGUCUUUUUCAGGACGGCCACCCCGAAUCGCUGGGCGGCCAGUGCGUCCACCCGGCUCCUCUCCACAAAAUCCGGCCAAGAUGCCGGGAUCAUCACCACACACGAGCUUGAAGGGCUCAUCGCCGACGCCGAAAAGUCUGGAAAGCAGAACUAUAUCUUGAUCGAUGUUCGCGAGCCCUAUGAGGUCAUCGAGGGACGAAUCCCGACUGCAAUGCACAUCCCUGUCGGUGAUUUGAACGAGGCCCUGGAGAUGCCGGCCCAGACCUUCCAUACCCUCUAUGGUUUCAACAAGCCUGAGAAGGACCAGCUCGUCGUGUUUUACUGUCGCAGCGGGGUGCGGUCUACCGCCGCUGUGGGCAUCGCCAAAGAGCACGGAUACCAGUUGCUGAAGAACUAUCGGGAGUCCUGGUUGGGAUGGAACCGAUGAAGCGAGUGUGAUUUUGCAGAUGACCACGAGCGGCCAUGAACUCGGCACUCUACCAAGCACAGAAUCGCAUUGAGCAUUGAGGGUGCUAUUUCAAGGUCCAGAAAACAAAGCGGCCAUUGGCCUCAAAUACAGAGCAUCCCGGUUCAGUUUCGGGAACGGCGUAUCCAGAGCGAGGGGGGGAUUGC